Oreochromis niloticus (Nile tilapia) is the source of this 1005-nucleotide messenger RNA. Its product is annotated as carbonic anhydrase 6. NCBI's taxonomy places the organism in Eukaryota, Metazoa, Chordata, Actinopteri, Cichliformes, Cichlidae. The transcript has 4 exons. Gene Ontology annotation, molecular function: zinc ion binding; carbonate dehydratase activity. The coding region runs from base 353 to 775 and encodes 140 amino acids. The record is from RefSeq and is a predicted model, not a curated record.
GCUAAUGUAAAUCAAAAGUUCAAACAGUGUCAGUCAAAUGCACAGAAAGGACCACACCACAGUUUUUUCUGCCUGAACUAUCAAGCAUAAAUUUACGUGGAGGUUGAGGUAGAAUUUCCAUUUUUUGAAAUCCCCUCAUUUAUGUAUAGUUUCCAAGACUGUCAUUGCUUUUUGGAAAAGUCAUCACUGCAUCACAUCACAUCAACAGCACUGAUAACACUGACAAGAAAUGCCUGCUGCUGAAAUAAACGUAGGCCAAAGCUUUCCGGAAAUCAGACACACAGCAGCAGCUAUGUAAAGUAUUCAUGAUUUGUGAUGAUAUAUUGGUGUCAAAAUUGAACUACCUCCCAGUAUGAAGAUCACUGAGGGUCUCCCAGGAAAGUACACAGCCGUCCAGAUGCACCUACACUGGGGCGGCUGGGACUUGGAGGCCAGUGGAGCAGAGCACACCAUAGAUGGGAUCCGCUACAUGGCAGAGAGUCUUCAGCUACAUGGCAACACAGUGAAUGAGUGCUUGUUUCCACCAGGCUGCUCUGGAUCUCAGACAGAUGGCUAUUUUGAGAACACCUACUAUAGUGAUUUUAUUGCAAACUUGGAGAAAAUCAAACGUGGUGUUUGUGUAACCCUCACAGGUCAGUACAUGAACAUAUCCCACCUUGAUGUCCGCUCAAUGCUCCCCGAGAACCUGAACCACUUCUUCAGAUACCAGGGCUCCCUCACCACUCCGCCCUGCUACGAGAGCAUCCUCUGGACUGUGUUUGAUAACAUCCAUUGAGGACAUUCAUUCGGGUGCUUGCUUGUCUUAAAAGCUGCCAAACAUAUCUACAUGUAAGAGAUGGCUGUAUUCACUUUGCAGUGUUUGCUUCUUUCCUUUUUCUUCCCUUUAGGUCAUAGGUGUCAAACUCUGGCCCGCGGGCCAAAUUUGGCCCGCAGCCUAAUUACAUUUGGCCCGCGAAGCCAUACCAAAUUACUAUUAAUGCUGGCCUACUGGUAUUAUACAGCUAA